AUGACCACAUUGAACUCCAAGAAAAUCCUUGAAGAAAAUAAUGGAAGCAAAGCCAACUCUAUUACAACUCUCAUUCUUACUCAAAGAGCUCUAUCUGAUGUUUCGUGCUUGAGCGAGUUCAAAAAUUUGGAAAGACUCGAUCUUUCUUUCAAUACUUUGACUUCACUUGAGGGCUUAAAGUCAUGUGUGAAUUUGAAGUGGUUAUCGGUUGUUCAGAACAAGCUUGAGAGCUUGGAAGGAAUCCAGGGACUUACUAAACUCAAUGUAUUGAAUGCUGGCAGGAACAAGCUCAAAUCCAUGGAGGGUCUCAGAUCGCUUGUGAACUUGAAUGCCAUAAUUUUAAAUGGCAAUGAUAUCACGUCGAUUUGCAAGCUUGAUCAAAUGAAGGAGCUAAAUACUCUUGUUCUUUCUCAUAACCCAAUAACUGAAAUUGGUGACGCUCUGGCCAAAACAAAAUCAAUCACAAAACUGUCUCUAUCUUAUUGCCAAUUGCAAACCAUUGGUUCAUCUCUCAUAUCGUGUGCUGGGUUAAAAGAGUUGCGACUUGCGCAUAAUGAGAUCAAGACUCUCCCAAUGGAGCUCAGCCGCAACGAUAAACUCCUAAAUCUGGACAUAGGAACCAACCUGAUCACAAACUUUUCAGAUGUGAAGGUGCUCUCUUCAUUAGUCAACCUGAGAAACCUGAACCUUAUGGGAAACCCUAUUGCUGAGAAGGAUUCCUUGGUCAAGAAGAUAAAGAAUCUAUUGCCAAAGCUCAAGAUAUUCAAUGGUCGACCAACUGAUAAAUUUACAAGAAAGGAUGAUCAAAGAGCUGAGAAAUCUAUUACCGGCACGGAUGGAUCAUUGGAUCAAAAGAAAGCUCUAGUUACUUCUGCAAUGGGAAAAAAGAACUCAAAGAAAAAGUUUUUAUCUGAUGAUGAAGAAGAUGACAGUCCUGGUAGUGCCGGGGAUGGAUCUAAAGAGGAGUUCAAUAAUAAGAAGAGGGGCAAGGGAAAGGAACAGCCAACAAAGACAAAGGAAAAUGAUCAUAAUGCAGAAAAGAAAAGAAAGAAACAGUCAAAACUGGAAUCAGAUGAUAUUGUUGAUGCUUCAAACCAUCCAUCUAUCGAUACUGAUGAGGAGGGGAAGGAUCUGAAGCGCAAAAAACAGGAACACACUACUAAUUCAGGUCCAGGUAAGGAGAAACAGAGUAGCAUUCCCCGAAAAGGUGAUACAAAAUUCGGAAAGAAGAAGCUGAAACAAAAUGCAGGUGGUGGGAUCGAUGAUGCAGAAACCCCAUUUGAAGAAUUGUUUGCUGCUGGGGAUGCUGAAAAUGCCACAAAUAAGGAUCAGACAACAGUUUCAAAGAAACAGGUUCAAGAUAUCGAUACUGCCGGCGGCUUCGUCGUUGUUCCGAAAAAGAAUAAGAAGAACAAGCAAAAAGGCGUUCGAGCUUCUAUUGCAGAUUUGACUCCAUCAGAUGAAGUUGGAUUGGGCGGACCUUCAUCCUGGGAUCCUUAA
This is a messenger RNA of Oldenlandia corymbosa var. corymbosa, 1500 nucleotides long. The record is from the annotation of a GenBank genome assembly. NCBI's taxonomy places the organism in Eukaryota, Viridiplantae, Streptophyta, Magnoliopsida, Gentianales, Rubiaceae.